Molecule: messenger RNA, 3233 nt
Organism: Pogonomyrmex barbatus (red harvester ant)
Lineage: Eukaryota; Metazoa; Arthropoda; Insecta; Hymenoptera; Formicidae
Gene: Syx13
Product: syntaxin 13
Biological process (GO): vesicle fusion; vesicle-mediated transport; intracellular protein transport
Cellular component (GO): membrane; SNARE complex; endomembrane system
Molecular function (GO): SNARE binding; SNAP receptor activity
Source: RefSeq, a predicted model, not a curated record
UUAACUCGUCGCCCUCGACGCAGCCGCGCGACCCGAACUCCACGAAAUUGCUCUCGUCGCGAAGUCGCCCUUGAUCACGGUGGUGAUGAUACCAAUGGACGGCGCAGCAGACCGUACCACGCGAGUCGUUACGUGCGAAAUGCUCGUCGUUCCUCUUCACGCGACGAGUACCGGCCGUGAGAAAUCGGCGCGCGUUCAACGAACGUCCCGCGGCGAAUUGUCGAGACGAUCCCGAGAUGAAACGUAGAAAUCUACUUGGUUACUCGAUCCCCUUCUCCUCUCCCGUCCUUCGGACCGGAAGUUGCCCGUCUCCGCCUCGACUUGACUCGCGCGGUGCGCGUGAUUUCCACGGGCGGAAAUCGAAUCGAACGGAGGAGACCCGAUCGCGAGAAAAAUCGGGAAUGAUGUGAUUAAAGGAUCGCGUGUCGAGUUUCUUUUUCGUCGAUUUUCGUAAUCGCGAAAUAAAGAAAAAGAGAUAGAGGAAAAGAAAGGAAGAAAAGAAGUCGGUCGCGCCGGGUGGGCAGAUCUUUCCGCUGCGCUCACGGACGGGAGUACAAAGGGUCUAUUGUCACACGGCCGGUGCGCCAGAUCGUUUUGGGCAACUGUCAGUUUCUCGAGGGUCUCGGGUGCAGGUAGAUAUUUUCGUGCGUUUUUUUUUUUAAAUGUGAUUCCACGGGACGGUCGACACUUGUAUAUUUAAGGACAUUUGUGAUACGCGGAUUCAGAAUGGCUCAGCGUCCUCAGAACUAUGGGUCUACGGAUCAACGGGUGGAUGUACCUGAAAUAGGAUUUAGUCCUACUGAACUUUAUAGUCUCAGUGAAAAUAUUACCACUAACAUAUAUACAAUUAACACAAGUUGGAAGACUUUGGAAAGAUCUUAUAAGAACAUUGGUACCAGCAAGGAUAAUCAAGGUCUACGAGAUAAAGUACAUGUGACACAAUUAAGCACUAAUCAAGUGGUCACACAGACAAGCAAGGAUAUAGCGAGACUGACAGUGUUGAUGAGGCGUGGAGAUAAGCAGCAAAAAUUACAAAUAGAAAAACUCACGACAGACUUUAAAGAUGCAUUACAAAGAUAUUCCGAUAUGCAAAAGUCAAUUGCUGAGAAGAUGAAGAGACAUAUUUUAGCUAUGACUAAUAUAGAAAAUUCAAUGGAUGGGGAAGAUGCUGAAGAGACACAGCACCUACUUUUAGCACAGGAACAAGAGCAUAAGGCCACACAAAGGACACUCGAAUUUCAACACGGGCUACUCUUGGAGAGAGAGGAUAGGAUAAAACGUAUCGAAGGUGAUAUUUUGGAUGUGAAUCAAAUUAUGCGUGAACUUGCAGCGCUGGUAUAUCAGCAAGGUGAUACUAUUGAUACAAUUGAUAACCAUAUAGAGAAUAUACACGGUAAUGUCGAGCUUGGAGCGCAGGAACUGGAGAAAGGAAGUAAUUACCAAAGUAAAUUUCGUCGGAAAAUUUAUAUCUUGUUGUUACUUGCGUUUAUAGUUGCCAUUGUAUUAGUUGUUAUUCUAGUCAUUAAAUUAAGUUAGCGACUCUAGCCUUUGCGCGGAUCUCACUGAUGAAAAGGGUUGUCUCAAUCUGUCUCGAAUGUCAUUUGAAAGUAGUUUCUUCAAGAAUUGUCUCAUUUUGCCCGUUUCUAUAUUGGAAAUAACGUAACAGAAGGGAGGAGAGUAUAGAGACUUAUUUUAUAUCUGCUUACGAAUGGAAUUAUCUCUUGUAUUUUUGGAGAUGUUAGCCAUUUUGAAAUUUUAUAAAACAGUAUUUAAUAAUUUCAUCUAUAAAUUUUUAUAGGCUUUUUUAUUCUGUUUUUUUACACACUCUAGCUGAAUUACAAUUCAGUUAUCGCUAAAUAAAAUAUUGAAGCAUCAGUAAAGGUUAAUAAUAUCUUUACCAUUUCUCACAUGCCUAUCUUGUAAUAAACGAUAGUUUAUUACAUUAUUUAAAUACGAAAAAUUUCAUAUUUUUAGGAGAAGAAAUUCUAUCUGAUUUAUUAUAAGCAUUACUUUAAUAUCACGUGUGAAAAAAUUUUUAUGUCGAAUGCUUUAAAUAUGAUGAUACAAAUAUUCAUGUCGAAAUAUAUCAUAAAGAAAUUUGUUAAUAUCGGUUUAUAGUUCAAAAACAUGUAUUGUUGAUACUACGUACUACUUGACUGAUGUGUUUUCUCAGAAAAAUCUAUCUAGAUAUGUUUAAAAUUGUAUAAAAGAAUUUAUGUUCUAUACAAAAAUAUUUGUAAACAAAUUCAUAAAUAGGCAGAAAAUAUUAGAAUUUUAUAUACACGCGAUACAGCUAUACAAAUAAGAUAUCAUCUAUUGUCACUAUAUGGAGGAAAAUGAUAUAAGACGGUAUAUAUAAUCAUACAAUCAAACUGAUACGAAUUUUUACGUACAUACAUAUUUUAGUCGCAUUUGUAUUAAAUAUAUCAUUUUCAUAUAUUGGCUCGAAUUACCAAUCACAAUAAAUCAAUAUUAUUGCAUUACAUCUAGAGUACUAAUCGUAAUUAAUGAAUGCAAAUAAAAUGAGUCAAAUUAGGUAGAAGGAACUGUAAUUAGCUUUAUAAUUGGCAUAUAAUUAAUUAAAAAAGUACUCUAUUGACAACUCUUGUAAUAAAAUUGUAUUGAUUGAUUUGGUUAAUGAUAGUCAAUAUUUAUAUUGCGCGUUUUCUGAAUAAUGUAAAUUGUGUGUACUUUGUUAUACACUCCAACUCGAAUUUUUAUCCUAUUUAAUGGAACUUCCUUUUGAUUCAGUAUUUCUCGAAAAAACUGUGCAGAUGCCAAUUAACCCUUUAAAUAAUGAUUUUUAUUUUAUGUACAUUAUAUCAAAUGCAAAUUGCAAAAAUUAUAAAAAAAGACAUUGUAUUGAAUUCAUGAUGAAAAAUCGAAAAAAUAAUUUUUAAGAAAUAUAGCACAACAUAAAAUAUUAACAUACAUACGUAUUAAAUUUCCUUUAAGAUUUGGGAUAUCAUCGCGCUACAAAUUAAUUAAUCAUUGCUUCUUUAUAAUUAUAUUGUUAGAGAUGCCGCCUACAUUUAAAAUGAUAUAUUAUCAGACAAAGAAUAUACUUGAUUGAGACAGCCACUUUCUUACGUUUACUCGAUUCUGAUAUGAUUAUUAGGCAUUCCGGAUCUUAAAAAUCCAACAUAUAAUUAUUAAGAUUGUAAUCUGAAUAUUGUAUAUACAACUAAUCGUUAACAUCAUUAAAAUAAAUAGUGCUAUGAUAUUGAUAUCGA